UGGAGAUUUAAAUUACAAUUGAAUAACGAAUAGGAAAAGAGAUCAUUGCUUUGGCUGUCAAAAAUUCACGCAAAUCUUAAGUUUGGAUCAAAAUUUUUAAAGUCAAUAAUUCUCAAUCCGUCUCCGAUAAUUCGAAUGAUGUGAUUUUAAUAAAAGUCUUCACGUUGCUGACGUCGCAUAUUAAAAUAGCUCUCUUAAUCGCAAAACAGAUUGUUUCUGUGGGAGAUCACGAUAGAGCGAUAUGAAUAGUGACAUUCAAUCAAUGAAUACGUCAAAAUACGAAAAAUUGGGAAAAGCAUCUAACACGCAAAUCAAUAGGCGUAAUAAUUCCAAUAAUUUCCAGAAACAGAAAUCGGAUUCUAGUUCAACAUCGACAUCCCACACCUCACCCUCAUCUACAAAACAAAUGAAUGCCACAGCAGGUAAGCAUCAAGUACGUAAAUUAGUGGACAGCAAACAAGUCUCGGGACCGUUUCAUCAAAACGAUAAGAAGGCAUUUCUUCUCGAUACUUAUGCCCGUAUCGUUGCUAGCAAUAACAGACGUUGCCCUAAGCGAUUGCGUGAACUUGCCAAACCAAAGAGACAGGCUCGUAGCGAUCAACAUGAUUAUACAGCGAAUUUCGAUUUAAAUUAUGGCCAUGUAACUAAAACUUAUCGUACGGAUGAUAAACGCAAUUUAAAAGAGUCAAAGAAGAAAUAGCUAUUAUAAUCAUCAUGGAAUAAUUUAAACAAUUUCUGAGCGUGACUACUACAUCAGCUUCAAACAAUAGAAUUAAAAGUUCCAGAAACAUCAAGAAAGAUAUCAAAAGAACAAAUAAAAAAUUUUUUUAAACCUUUUAAA
This is a messenger RNA of Wasmannia auropunctata (little fire ant), 841 nucleotides long. RefSeq lists its product as uncharacterized. The transcript has 3 exons. The record is from RefSeq and is a predicted model, not a curated record. Lineage: Eukaryota; Metazoa; Arthropoda; Insecta; Hymenoptera; Formicidae. Bases 242 to 700 code for a protein of 152 amino acids.